AUGUUCCCCAAACUCCUCACCAUCCUCCCUGCCACCAGCCAACAAGGCCUCUCCAUCAUCUCCGCCAUAACGCACCACCCAACCCUCCAUAGCUUAUACACCCUCCGCGCCCUAGUCCGCAAUCCAUCCUCUUCCACAGCUCAAUCCCUCACCGCGCAAGGCAUCAAAGUCCUCCCCGCGGACCUCAACGACCCUCGCACCCUCAUCCCAGCCCUAACCAACACGCACACCCUAAUCCUCAUAACCCAAACGGACUACUCAGCCCCGGACCUCAAACACCAAGAACUCACCCAAGUCCAGAACAUCAUUUCCGCAUGUCUCGCCACUACCAAUACCAUCAAACACAUCAUCUUCAGCAGCGCUGCGCCCGCCCAUCCGCACGGGCGGAAAGUGGAUGUCUUCGACUCGAAGGUCGCGGCUGAGGAGGCAUUGCGUACACUGACUUUAUCCCAUGACGUAGUAGUGUCAGUGUUCUAUCCCGGGAUGUUCAUGCAGAAUUUCGAGACAUUCAUGAGGCCUGUUCCUGAUCCCGAGGGACAGGGGGACUUGGUUUUGUAUAAUGUCAUUGAUGGGGAGAAGAAGAUACCUUUGAUUGAUACGGUGAGGGAUCUGGGAAAGUUUGUGGUUCCGAUUCUGAUGAGGGAUACUGAAAGGGUUUAUGCUGCUAAUGGGGUUUGGUCGUUUGAGGAGGUGGUGGAGGUUAUAGCGAGGGUGACGGGGAAGAGGAUGAGGUAUUUGAGGAUGGAAGAGGAGGUGUAUGCGGGUUUCAUGCCGGGACAGAUGGGGAGGCAGGUGGUGGAUAUGUUGAGUUUCUAUGGGGAGGUUGGGUAUUAUGGGGGAGAUGAGGAGGGGAAGGUUAGGGAGACGCUGGGGUUGGUAGAGGGGAGUAGGGGGUUUGAGGAGUUUGCGAAGGAGAAAUUGCUCAAGUUGGAGUAA
Molecule: messenger RNA, 936 nt
Organism: Aspergillus welwitschiae
Lineage: Eukaryota; Fungi; Ascomycota; Eurotiomycetes; Eurotiales; Aspergillaceae
Exons: 1
Coding region: 1-936 (311 amino acids)
Source: RefSeq, a predicted model, not a curated record